Messenger RNA from Striga hermonthica, 2640 nucleotides. The record is from the annotation of a GenBank genome assembly. NCBI's taxonomy places the organism in Eukaryota, Viridiplantae, Streptophyta, Magnoliopsida, Lamiales, Orobanchaceae.
AUGAAGAAGCAACCUCCAUCCACUGAUUCAGACGAUUUUCAGUCCGACCACGACUGUAAAAAUCCCAAAAACAUGCGACGGUACCAUAAAUCCAAAAUCCCCAAAUCCACUGAGAAGGGUAAUUCAUCUAACUCCGAUUUCGAAGAUGAAAUUCAACCCGAAGAUGUCGCUAGCGAAGAAUAUUUGAGCGAAGAGGAAUCCCCAUUGGAAAUUUUCAACAAAAGAAACAAAAAAAGGUUUCAAAAAGAGAAGGGUGAAGUUAAUUUGAACAAGAAAAGGAGAAAACCGAACCCCCCGCAACGUGUUCAGAAGCAUGUCGUGUAUAAGGAAUGGGAAUUACUGAUCCCUAAACCACGGGAUAUAAAUGUGAAGGUGCAAAAUAGCAAUGACAACAGCAAAGAAAAAUGCACCAUAAUGGACAUCAAGAAAACUCUGACGAAGGAGCAAUUGGAAGCUUUUGGGAUGUCAGCUUUUGGCAAGUUCCUUGAUCUCCCACAUUGCAUUGUCCAGAACCAGCUUGUCAACUACAUACUUUUACGUGAAGUUUAUCAAAGUAGGACAGAUGAGAUCUGGUUCGAUUUCGGAGGGAAAUUCCUACGAUUUGGUAUAGAGGAAUUUGCUGUCGUGACUGGUUUGAAGUGCACUGGAAAUAGUAAGAAAUUGAACAUUCCAAAGAUUGCCAAUGGUCUGCACGACAAGUAUUUUGCUGGUGUUGAAUUAACUCGGAGCCACAUCAGGUGGCAGUUUCUGAAAAAAAUGUGGGCGAGUGAUGAAGAUGCUGUGAAAUUUGCUAAGUUGCAUUUCUUAGCAAAUUUCCUCAUGGGCUCUCAAGAUGCUCUUCGCAUAGACCGUUGUUUUGUUGACAUGAUUGACAGUCCGGAGUGCGAAGAUUACUCUUGGGGAACCGUUGUCUUUCAGUUUACCUUACAGUACCUGAAGAAGUCCAUUCAAACCAGAGAGCAGAUGCACAUAUCUGACAAUGAUGAGGGAAGUAACCUGUAUCGGUUAUAUGGUCUGAUAUUGGCUCUUCAGGCAUGGUUUUAUGAGGUUUGCGAUACGGCUGAGGGUGUAGUUGCAACCAACGUGGGUGUACAUGAUAUCCCGAGGAUAAUCAAGUGGGAAGUUCGUGAACCUUGCACGCGUAGUUUUGUACAGAGAACCUUUUCUAACCUUGAUCACUCUAAGUUCAUUAACAUCGUUCCUACCGAGGCGGAAAAACAAAAUCUUUUGUUGGACACAUUCUUUAGAAAAAGAAAUGAGUUCACCCGGAAAAAUACUUCAUCAAGCCCCGUGUUGCAACAUACCAAUGAUGAUUAUGUUAUAACCCGCCUCGACAAACUAACUGCUGAAGUCCAGAGCCUGAAGGAUGCCCUCAACGACUUCUCAAGACGGGGUGUUUCAAGUAAAGAGCCACACGUCGACAAAGGAAAGACCAGUGAAGAUCUUGUUGGAAGUGAAAUGCGAGAUGAUAGUAUCCACAUCUCAACUGGAAAAGAGACGGUCACAGUUAAAUCUCCUACACGAGCAUUUAGAACCAAAGCAGAAGCACUCAUGAAGACUGCUUCAGACACAAGAGGUUUCAGUUAUGAGCCACACCCCAUUUUCGGUUAUGCAUUGAAUAGAUCUCAGCCGUCGUUUGAGGCAAUAACUGCUGGUCUACCACCAACGCCGCCAUCGAAGAAAAAUAUCCCAGCAAAGGUCAUUAAUACUGUCGAGAAGAAUGAGAUGGUAAAAGGAGAGAACCCACAACCAAUCAAGGAACAACAACAACUUCCUUUAGUUGUACACAGUCCAAAGAAAGAGAAAGUGAGGCGAACCAAGAAGCCGAGGACAAAAUUGGAGACCAAAAUUUCCACCAGUAAACGAAUAAGACUACAGAAGUCUUGCCCAUUCGACGUCGGGUUUCGCAUAAAUGUUUCUGGGGAAGUGGACAUGAAAGAAUUCAGAGACUGGAUUUGUGAGGGUUUGCUCAUGUCGGCUCCUCGCAAAGUCGGAAACGGUUUGAAUUACUACAAGGUCAGGAGCAAAACCUUGCCUACUCCUUUUGAAUUUAACGUUGUUUCGGUGACGGAUAAGAACUGGUUUUACAACUUAUUUGAGAUAGGCUGCUUCCUUGACUGCAGUCACAUAGACGUCUUAUUCUACUACUUGAGGAAAAUUGGAUUUUAUGCCAAAUAUGCACCAGUCAGGUAUACAACGACUGAUGUGUUGUUUGACCAACACAUUAAGUCGUUGUACGCAUUGUUUGUGUCUCAGUCUCGUAACAAAUCUUUAUGCAAUGUCGACGAUAUGAUAAUUGACUACAUACUGGGAUUCAAGAUUAUAUGUGGUGUUCCUUGGGCCAAGGUCGAUCAUGUCAUGUUCCCGAUGCAUUUGGAAAUUAACGGUGUGGGUCAUUGGAUUUUGGGACGAUUAUCUCUUGUUGACAUGAAACUUCAUAUCUACAAUUCAAUUCGCACAAACGACUGCGAUGACCUUGUUAUGGACAAUGUGAAGGCUUAUGUCGAAAUUCUUCCCAUUUUCCUUGGUUUGGCGAAUCUUUCGAGGAAUGGAGUGUCCGGCGAAGGCAAUAUUGAGGUGGUUAUGGUUGACAAUCUCCCACAGCAACAUAACAGGUACCAUAUUUUGUAUCUAAUCUGA